Molecule: messenger RNA, 1406 nt
Organism: Arabidopsis arenosa
Lineage: Eukaryota; Viridiplantae; Streptophyta; Magnoliopsida; Brassicales; Brassicaceae
Source: the annotation of a GenBank genome assembly
AAUAGCUUCAAACUUUGACCAAAUUUGUUUGUUCUCUCUUGUUUUCAUCGACGACUCUUGACUUUGCUGAGAAGUUGUGUUUAUCUUUUGAUCGAAAUCAACAAAAGAAGAAGAAGGAGGAGGAGAAGAAUCUGAUCUGCAAUUUUCUUACGGGGAAUUGAAAGAAAGAUGGGUUCUUUCAAGGGUCAUGCUUUGCCAGGUACAUUGUUCCUUGUGGUUGGAGUAUGGCACAUUUGGAGCUCAGUGGUUCGAUUCAUAUCGAAUCCUAGUUCGUUUCGGGUUCGAGUUUGGCACCCUGUUCCUGGAUUUAAUGAUAGGAUCAAGUACUUGGAGCUUUAUGUUGUUACUAUUGGCUCGUUCAUUGACUUGUGCAUUGAGUUUUUGUAUUCAACUCAUCUCAAGUUCUUUGUUGAUGGUGUUUUGAAUCCUUCCCACAUGAAUGAUUUUGAGCACUCUGGGAUGCUUCUUAUGUUCUUCAUCCUCGGAUUUAUCGCUUUGCUCUCCGAGAAAACGAGGUUACUUCCUCUGCCACAAGAAGCUCUAUGCUUAAUUGCUGCAACAGCCUUUACAGCAGAAUGUCUUCUCUUCUUCUUCCACUCCACAAGCCACAAAGGUCUUGAAGGUUAUUACCAUCUCCUCCUCGUCUUUCUCAUUGGUCUCUGCGUCAUCUCCUCAAUCGCAGGAGCAAUCUGCCCUACAAGCUUCCCAGUAGAUCUAUGCAAUGGCAUUGCAAUGACUCUUCAAGGCCUCUGGUUUUACCAGACAGCUUUCACUCUCUAUGGCCCUAUGAUGCCUCAAGGCUGUAGUUUAAAACAAAACUCUGUAGUUUGCAGAUCAAUCGAUUCCGAAGUCUCUGGAGAGUUUCUGGCUAAUUUUCAGCUGUUUUCAUUGGUUCUUGCUGUUCUUGUCUGCGUUGUGGGUUCAUAUGUUUAUGCAGCUUCAAGAUUUGGAGUUAGUAGAACUGUGAACAACUCAUGGGCGUUUCCUGGUUUCAUGAUACCACUUGAGAUGUUAGCAUUUGAAUCUAUUCCAAAACUAAAGAACGAGUGCCAAGAAGAUGUCGAACACGCAAACAAUGCAUGUCCAAGGAUGUGCAAGAAGAAGUUCAUAAAAUCAGGUGGUACUGGAUUUCCGUUGGAAUUUUUUUGUAAUGCUCUUGGAACUACGAAGGAUAUUCAUAGUAUAUUGGUACCUGAGUUGGAUGAGCAACCUCUUCUGGCUCACAUCGUAGAAGACACGACAAAUGUUGACCCUAUUGUUAGCAGUUGGAUGCAGCUUUUAACCAUAGAAAAAGUUGAUAUUCUGGAAAGAUCUUUACGAGAAAGAUCAGUCAAACCGAGUAGUGAAAAAGAGAGCCUGGCCUGAGUCUGCGACAUGUGCUUCCAGAAGAAAAAGAAAACGUACCA